GGGCGGGGGCAGAACGCCUCUGGCCGCGGGUUGGGCACCGUGUCAGCGGCCGAGCGGGGCGCUCGGGCGGGAUAUGGCGGGCUGUGUGGCCCGGCGGGCCCUGGCCGUGGGCAGCCGCUGGUGGUCCCGCUCGUUAACCGGGGUCCGGGGGCCGAGGCCGCUCUGUGCGUCGGGUGGAGCUGGGGCCUUCCCACCAGCGGCGACCACGACGACGCGGAGGCACCUCUCGUCCCGAAACCGACCAGAGGGCAAAGUUUUGGAGACGGUUGGUGUAUUUGAGGUGCCAAAACAGAACGGAAAAUAUGAGACCGGGCAGCUCUUCCUUCAUAGUGUUUUUGGCUACCGAGGUGUCGUCCUGUUUCCCUGGCAGGCCAGACUAUAUGACCGGGAUGUGGCUUCUGCAGCUCCAGAAAAAGCAGAGAAUCCUGCCGGCCAUGGCUCUAAGGAGGUGAAAGGCAAAACUCACACUUACUAUCAGGUGCUGAUUGAUGCCCGAGACUGUCCACAUAUAUCUCAGAGAUCUCAGACAGAAGCUGUGACUUUCUUGGCUAACCAUGAUGAUAGCCGGGCCCUCUAUGCCAUCCCAGGCCUGGACUAUGUCAGCCAUGAAGACAUCCUCCCCUAUACCUCCACUGAUCAGGUUCCCAUCCAGCAUGAGCUGUUUGAUAGAUUUCUUCUGUAUGACCAGACAAAAGCACCCCCUUUUGUGGCCCGGGAGACGCUCCGGGCCUGGCAAGAGAAGAAUCACCCCUGGCUGGAGCUCUCUGACGUCCACCGGGAGACGACUGAGAACAUUCGUGUCACUGUCAUCCCCUUCUACAUGGGCAUGAGGGAAGCCCAGAAUUCCCAUGUCUACUGGUGGCGCUACUGUAUCCGCUUAGAGAACCUCGACAGUGACGUGGUGCAGCUCCGGGAGCGACACUGGAGGAUAUUCAGUUUAUCUGGCACCUUGGAGACAGUGCGAGGCCGAGGCGUGGUGGGAAGGGAACCCGUGUUAUCCAAGGAGCAGCCCGCAUUCCAGUAUAGCAGCCACGUCUCCCUGCAGGCUUCCAGCGGGCACAUGUGGGGCACCUUCCGCUUCGAGAGGCCUGAUGGUUCCCACUUUGAUGUCCGGAUCCCUCCCUUCUCCCUAGAAAGCAAUAAAGAUGAGAAGACACCACCCUCGGGCCUUCACUGGUAGGCCGGCUGAGGCUUGAGUGCCUAGGCUCGGCCCCUGAAGAACAGCUCUCAUCCCACAAUUGCUGCAGAACUCUCCACCAUGGACCACAGUGGGUCUCUUUAUCGUUUGCGCCAUUUGAUUGUGGGGUUCUUUUUUGGUGGGUGGGUGUAAUCGUUUUCUCCAGAAGACCUGUGUAGGACUUCUCCAAGGCUGGCCUCCCCUGUAAGCCCUGGCUACACUGUGUCCCAGUAAACCUUUCCACCAGGAAGUUUGUGUUCAGCUGCCACAGGCCUGGGGUUUCCUGGCCUGUCACACAAGUUGUUUGGAAUAUGAGGUUUGGUCAAUAAACCAGUGCACACUUGG
Molecule: messenger RNA, 1522 nt
Organism: Odobenus rosmarus divergens (Pacific walrus)
Lineage: Eukaryota; Metazoa; Chordata; Mammalia; Carnivora; Odobenidae
Gene: POLDIP2
Product: polymerase (DNA-directed), delta interacting protein 2
Exons: 11
Coding region: 74-1180 (368 amino acids)
Biological process (GO): error-free translesion synthesis
Cellular component (GO): mitochondrial nucleoid; nucleus
Molecular function (GO): DNA binding
Source: RefSeq, a predicted model, not a curated record